GCUCGACAGUGCACUUGGUGCACACCCCGCGGCUCACUUUAUCCUCUUUGCAUUCGCAUGGACCGCUGUGGCUGAAAUACCGAUGGCCAUGCAAGCACCGCUACUGGCGGCAGGUCCAACUGCAAAGGCUGUGGACUUCGAGAGUUCCGAUGAAGAUCAGGCCUCCCGAGGAAAGCAGCAUGUGGAAGUGUUUGUACAGAACUCCGAAUGGGCUGCUAUGGACAGCAGUGAUAGCGAGGAUCUGGAGUUGUCCGAUCGCCGGGAUCGUUACGCCCGCAUCGCGCGGGCACAGCAACGCUCCCAAGCAGCGCAACGGUGGGCGGAGGCCGCCCGAGCAGCCCCACGGAGGCGGACGACACGGCGCACGAUGUCGUUGCUGGGGGCCUCCUCCUUUCAGCUGAGCAUCGUGCAGGUCCUGGGCUUCUUUUGGAUUGAAACCUGGAUGAACAUGUUCGCGCUGUUCCACUUGAUCUAUGUCGGAGACAAGAUUCAUGUCGCUUGCCUCCUGCCCUCGCAGCUUCUGGUGGCUCUUAUACAGAGCUAUUUGGCGUUGCAUGAUUCGGAGCUCGAGCGGCGCCGGGUGUGGCUGGCCACCAUGGUGUGUGGCGGCUGCUAUGCAUUGUGUUACGAUCUGAUGAUCAUCCUGGUCUGUGGCCUCUUGAGUGCCUACACGCUGGUGGUCAUUUGCCGUCUCUUGAUGGAGGGCGUCCCCGACAAACUACACCAACUGAAGACGCCCACAGGUGGCCCCUUCGAGAGCGUGGAUUGGAUGUUCAGCCGCCGGAGCUUCUAUGGCGGUGACGUGGGCUCCUUCGACUGCCUGAUCCGCUUCAUGACAGGAGCACCCCGUGUGGUGUGCUUCUUGCAUUUGCUGGGAUGCAGGAAGAGUUGGGAUGCAAAUUUCUGGAUUUACUUCGUCACAUUGACCCUGAAUGUAUUCAGUAUGGUCCAAGCGAUGGUACUCUUUGACUUCAAAGUUUCAGCCUUUAUUCGGAGGCAGUUCGCAGAGGAGUCCUGCUAUUUCAAAGGCAGUCACUGUGCUUUGCGCCUGGCAGAAUUGCUGUUGCGUGCGCAAACAUUGGUUAGCUUUGUGAGUGUCUUGUACCAAUUCUUCGGCUACGAGGGCGCCGCUGCCACCAUUUUCUUGGACUAUCUCAUCAGCACUGUUGCGCUCUGUGUGCUGUCUAGCUGUUCGGUGAAGGCCUUGGUGCUCAGCUUGCCGCUUUACAUGAUGGACAUCAGUCGCUAUGUGGACGAGCAAGGAGUUGUAGCACCAGCCCGACAGCUCUCUUUUUGGGUGAGUGGUCAGCGUGC
Durusdinium trenchii is the source of this 1314-nucleotide messenger RNA. NCBI's taxonomy places the organism in Eukaryota, Dinophyceae, Suessiales, Symbiodiniaceae. The record is from the annotation of a GenBank genome assembly.